This is a messenger RNA of Saccharomyces eubayanus, 261 nucleotides long. It is a transcript of the gene MDM35, whose product is annotated as Mdm35p. The transcript has a single exon. The record is from RefSeq and is a predicted model, not a curated record. Lineage: Eukaryota; Fungi; Ascomycota; Saccharomycetes; Saccharomycetales; Saccharomycetaceae. Bases 1 to 261 code for a protein of 86 amino acids.
AUGGGGAAUAUAAUGUCAGCCAGUUUCGCACCCGAAUGUACCGAUUUGAAAACGAAAUACGACAGCUGUUUUAAUGAAUGGUACAGCGAGAAGUUCCUGAAGGGGAAAUCUGUUGAGAACGAAUGCUCCAAACAGUGGGAUGCCUACACGACCUGUGUCAACGCUGCACUCGUCAAGCAAGGUAUCAAACCAGCCCUAGAUGAGGCUAGAGACGAAGCGCCAUUUGAAAACGGCGGCAAACUAAAAGACGUUGACAAAUAA